Molecule: messenger RNA, 505 nt
Organism: Rhinichthys klamathensis goyatoka
Lineage: Eukaryota; Metazoa; Chordata; Actinopteri; Cypriniformes; Leuciscidae
Gene: pthlhb
Product: parathyroid hormone-like hormone b
Exons: 2
Coding region: 7-486 (159 amino acids)
Biological process (GO): osteoblast development; regulation of chondrocyte differentiation; adenylate cyclase-activating G protein-coupled receptor signaling pathway
Cellular component (GO): extracellular region
Molecular function (GO): peptide hormone receptor binding; hormone activity
Source: RefSeq, a predicted model, not a curated record
UCCAGUAUGUUGAGGCAUUGGGGGUUUGCCGUGUUCCUGUUAACUGUCCUGAUACCGGUCCAAUCCAGACCCACUAACACUCUCAUCAACAGACAGCGACGUUCAGUAGGUCACGCACAGAUGAUGCACGACAGGGGCCGAUCCCUGCAUGACUGGAAGAGGCGCAAGUUAAUACAAGAGCUUCUUGAGCAUGUCCACACGGCCAUAUCCCCAUAUCAGAGCGAAGGAAGCGUCCAGACCCCGCUGUGGGCCACCGUCCACUGUCCCAAACACAUCGGCAACAACAAAAACUUCCCCUUGAGCUUUCAAGAGACUAUAGGGAUGAGAGACAACCUACCGCAAGAGACCAGCAAGACCCUGAGAUAUGAGCAACAGCCAUUGAAAGCUGUGACGAAGAGGAAGAGGAAGAUGGGUUCGGGCAGAUUGAGAGACCCUGAUAGGAGGAAAGACAGGGGGUGUGCCUUACAUAUGCAAAGAGACCAUUAAAAGAGCCUGGACAUGACAA